Molecule: messenger RNA, 1011 nt
Organism: Cylindrotheca closterium
Lineage: Eukaryota; Bacillariophyta; Bacillariophyceae; Bacillariales; Bacillariaceae
Source: the annotation of a GenBank genome assembly
AUGAUGGGCAUCUAUUCUCUCGUAUCCAGCUUGGCUGUAUUUCUAACGCCAACCCUGGCAUUUCAGGUGCUCACAACUUCCCAGAGAGGGCUACAUGGGCUGGCAAUGACAUCGGAUGCCUCUAGUGCCGGCCUUGACGUUACUGUGGUUGGUGGAUCGGGAUUUGUAGGAUCCAAAGUCUGCCAGUCCUUGAUCGAGAAGGGAGCAAAAGUCACCAGUGUCAGCAAGUCGGGAAAGAUACCUUCCUUUGCUUGGUGUGAUGAUUCCUGGACCAGUAAAGUCAACUGGGUGGCUACUGAUUUGGAGACCGCUGAUGAGAGCAGUAUCGCUACUGCCAUUGGUUCACCCCAGUGCAUUGUUUCGUGUCUGGGUGUAAUUGGAAACGAACCCGAAGCUCUCAAGAAGGGCAACGGCGAAACCAACUGUGCUGCUUUUGGCAGUGCUAAGAAAGGUGGCAAGCUGGAACGAGCUGUCUAUGUUUCCGUUAGUGCCGAAGUGGCAGCAUGCCAAGAGAACUGGCUUCCAGAGUUCUUUGGAGGUUACUUCGAAGGCAAGAAAAUGGCAGAACAAUGUGCGUUGGAUACUGUCGACGGCGAUUCUUCAAAAGUUUGUUUCGUCAAACCUACCUUUAUCUACGGUGGUGACGCAUUUGGAUUGCUUCCUCCUCGUGUAAACAAGGAAUACGGCUCCUUCAUUGAAGAGCUUCUUUCUCUAGGUGUGAUCAAGUUCUUUGCCGACAUUACACCCGGCCUCAUCAAGGUUGCUUUGCGUCCUCCGUCUUCAGUUGAUGCAGUUGCUGAUGCUUGCGUAUCCGCUGCCAUUGCUGGAUCUGCAUUGGGCAAGGAUUUGGAUGGUGCUGCUGCCAUCAAUGAAAUCACAAACCAACCAGCUGCAACUGGACUUACUGAUGCUAUCGAGUUUGCGGGCGAAAAGCUUGGCCAGGCCUAUGGGUGGGCCAAAGAAGAAGUUCCAAAGGCAGUUGCAAAGUUGGAAGAAAUGAGCAAGAAGUGA